This is a messenger RNA of Phlebotomus papatasi, 6596 nucleotides long. It is a transcript of the gene Zasp52, whose product is annotated as PDZ and LIM domain protein Zasp. Gene Ontology annotation, biological process: muscle structure development; actin cytoskeleton organization; heart development. Lineage: Eukaryota; Metazoa; Arthropoda; Insecta; Diptera; Psychodidae. The transcript has 15 exons. Gene Ontology annotation, cellular component: Z disc; adherens junction; filamentous actin. Gene Ontology annotation, molecular function: actin binding; muscle alpha-actinin binding. The coding region runs from base 740 to 5845 and encodes 1701 amino acids. The record is from RefSeq and is a predicted model, not a curated record.
UUGCGAAAAGCGGCCCCAAGUGGCCGUGGAUCGGAUCGACGGAUGAUUCGAAACGACGGUGUGAUCAUUCGAGGUUCGCGAGUCGACCCAGUCGGACGUUGAGUGGGAAAAUCCCUGGUGUUGUCGGGAGCUUUUGUGAAGGAAAAGCCGCGCGUUGCGUCACGCGAGCUGAUCAGGUUUCUUAAACGUUCUAAAAAUAAGAAUUAGCGAAAAUUUUCGUCAAAAUCCACACAGUGCUGCCCACACAUUCUGCCUCCUGCGCAACGACUGAGCGAUAAGAAUUUCCAAUUGAACAUUUUUUUCUCGCAAUUUUAACCCCGUAUUUUCCGACCAUAAUUUACGUUUUGUCCGGAACGAGAAGAGAGGAGGCGAGGAGAAAAUUUUGUGUCUGAUAAACGUGUAUUGUUACCAACGAGUUUUACCGUCCUCAACUUUUUUAGUGUGUGUCCUCAACCACCCGCCGUUCGGUUAUCAGUGCAUCAUUUGCUGCUUUCAGCAAAGUGUUGUGUGUGAGAGACGAAGAAGAAAUAAGAGAAAAAAAUAAAGUUGAAAAAGAGGUUCUAUAUUUUGCUAAACGAAAGUGGAAAUAGCAGAGAAAAAAAUUACGAUCGACUACAAGUUUAAAUAGCAUUAGGGAGUACACCACGAUCGACUUAAGCCAUCCAGCAGAGCUCACCGUAGAGAUUCAUUGAGAAGAAAUCACUUGGUGCACAUCAGAAGAAGAAUUCAAGAUCAACAAAUGGCUCAAUUAGUCAAUGUCCGACUCAAUAGGAGCGAUGCCCAACCAUGGGGCUUUCGGCUGCAAGGUGGAAAGGAUUUUGGAACACCACUUGUAGUCCAGAAGGUGGCUGGCGGAAGCAUAGCCGCGAAUGCUGGGCUCGUGGCCGGUGAUGCUGUGAUCAAGGUAAAUGGCCAGGAAGUGUACAAUCUCCGCCACAAGGAUGCCCAGGAUGCCGUAGUGCGUGGUGGGAAUUCCUUUGAGAUCACCGUGCAACGAGGUGGUUCCACGUGGAGGCCCACUGUAUCCCCAGCUGGCAACUUGCCAUCACCCUCACUAUCCGGCAAUGUGGCGCCUGUUACGCGUACCUCCCUGGCCGCCAAGCCCCAAGAAAUCCAACCAAUUGGCAGUGGCUUCAAUAGUGCUGCUCGUCCUUUCGCUGUCAAUGGAAGCGAGGGCGUGAAGAGCAUCGUGAACAAGCAGUACAACACCCCGGUGGGCAUCUACAGCGAUGAAUCCAUUGCAGAGACGCUGUCUGCACAGGCGGAAGUUCUGGCUGGUGGAGUGCUCGGGGUGAACUUCAAGAAAAACGAGAGGAUCUACAAUUCAGCCAAUUCGGAGGUUUACAAAAUGCUGCAGGAAGCGGAAAAUGAUCCGAAUGAACCAGAAGAUUCCUCCACACCAUUCAGUCCCACACCAUAUCAGUCAUCCAAUCAGCAGCCCUCGCCAGUUGGUGGUGUCACCAAGCAUGUGACGGCUCCUGUGGCCCAGGCUAAACCACCCAAUACGGGAGGUUUGCCAGCCGGUCAGAAUAUUUGUGCUGAAUGCGAGCGCCUCAUUGUAGGCGUUUUUGUCAGGAUCAAGGAAAAAAAUUUGCACGUUGACUGCUUCAAGUGUGCUACAUGUGGUACACCGUUGAAAAAUCAGGGCUAUUUCAACAUUAACAAUAAACUCUAUUGUGAUAUUCAUGCGAAAUUGGCUGCCAUCAAUAAUCCACCACCUGGCACAGAAGGAUACUUGCCUGUGCCAAUUAAGCCGAAUACAAAAUUGAGUGCAAGUACCAUUUCUGCAGCUCUAACUACGCACCAUGGACCUGGUGCUGGAGCAACGAAUGGAGCUCCACAGCUGGGAUCUCCCCUUUCGACGACUAACAAUACUAAUUUAACUUGUGCGACAAAUUUUGCAUCAAAUAGCUGUAUGUUGCCCCAAGCAUUGAGUUCAUGUGACUCGACACCGAAGAAAUUGUCGCCAAUGGCGUCAGUUGGGGUGUCCCCGAUUCAUUCAAGGCAAAACAGUGAUACUCUCGGGAGCGCCAAGAGUGACAGUGAAAUCAAUCACAAGAAUGUGUACAACAUUCUCAAGAGUUGCCAAUCUGACGACAUGGACACUCCUGUGAGAAGAACCUACCUUGAGACGGAUUUUGGUGAUAAUUUCAGUGGACACGAUUCUCCGGAUGAGGGACUAAAAAUGUCCAAUGGACUUAAUGGAACAUCCAAUGGAGACUUCAUGUACAAGACCCUCAGUGGAAGUAUCAUACGGAGUGUUCAUGCUCCAGGGAAAGGCAAGAGUAUCAACUACAAAAUCAAUACCAAUAUCAGUGGUCCGAAGCCUUUUAACUUCUCUUCGGCUCCAAUGUCACCACCAAGUGCUGGACCGAAGAGUCCUUCUACGUAUCCACCACCAACAAGUGCUGCGGCAUGGAGCCAGCCAAAGCCUCCGUCUACCUUUGAGACCCCUAAGCCGUCCACUUUCGGUUCGGCUACUCUUCCUCGAGCCAACGUUGGACCGACUGCUCCAGGAGACAUAGGGACAGAAUGUGGGUAUGUUGAUGAUGGUACCGGUGAGCACUUUAUGUGGCCACCUCCAAAUGCUGGAGUGGACAGUGCAACCCCUACCGCAACACCACUCUAUGUUCCACCACCUGGUACCCAGCACGUUAUCGUAAAGCCAAUGGUCGAAAAGCAAAGUCGUUCAGCACCAGAACUUAGCUAUGGCCAAACUGAAAUGUCCCGAUCGGCUGAGGUUGUUGAGAUGGAAAGUGGAUCUGAAAGCUACACAUCAACUAGUGCAACAACGACAUCCGAAGAUACAGCUCAUAUGCGGAUGUACCAAACCCAGACCUCAGUACCGAGCUAUACAAUCUAUGAAAGUGCAGACUCAGAUGCGAACGAAAUAGACUAUGCUGCUAUUCAGCAUCACAAGCAAAGUAUCUGUUCGGCUGAGGUUACGUCCCUUUCAUCUGAAUCUCGUGGAGCUCAGUACCUAGCUAAUACCUUGGACACAACUUGUCUUGUUGAGAGAAUGCGAUCCCUUACUCCGCGACCUCCAUCGCCACCACCCAUUAAACCUACUAAACAUGUAGAGUUUGCCAUACCACCUGAAGAGCAGACCACAACAGAAGUUCAACAGUCUACUCAAGAAACCACAGAGGUCCAUGAAAGUCAGAUCCAGGAGGUUGCUCAGGUUCAGGAAGCUACUGCUGAGGAACAAUCCACUCAAUUUCAGCCCAUAGACAUCCCAGAGUCAAAACCCCUUCCGCAGUCGAACAUCCCCAAUGCUGUGCCACAGGAAUGGGAAAGUGCCAUGGUCAAAGCUCUCAAGACAGCCCCUGAAACACCCUACCACAUCGUCAGUAGUGUUCAGCAGGAGGCUGUCGAAGAACGAUGCGAAAAAAUUGAAGCAUCCCAGAGUAGUGCAGUAACUAAGUUUCAGUCAGUUGACCUACCACCAUUGGAUGUGCUAGUCGAGAAACCUGCUGAGGGGACUAUUAUGUCGUCUUUGCUAACAACUGUCCCAAGCAAGAGUGUAAAGUUCGAGCCAAAGGUGACCAUGGAGCCAGUACCCUUGCCUGAGGAGACUAAGCCCUACUUCCCCCCACCCAUUGAUAUGAAGUUUGUAGCUGAUGAUACAAUUCCAGGGAGGAAGUCAGGGAUGCUGGAGGCACUGAUCACAGCGCCGGAUCGUCCAUAUUCUCCUUUCGGGCACGAGGUUAGCUAUCAAUUGGAUGACCUUCCGAGGCCCACUGAGAAGAUGACGCUAAAGAGUGCUCUGACAGUGGCUCCCGAUCGGCCUUUUACUCCGGUUAUCUUUGACUCGAACGGACUGGCACAUCCAAAGCAAGAAACCAUCUGCUCAACAUCCCUAGAGAAUGCCCAAACAGCUAGUCAACAGAGCUGGCAGGAACACAGGUCUGAACAAAGGUCUGAGCAAAGGUCUGAACAGAGGUCCGUACAGAGUAUUUCCCAAGAAACUCAUGCCCAGCAAUCUAUGUCGCAAAUGAGCACAAGUCAAACUAGUGCCUUCCAAUCCACCAAAAGCUCAAUGCAACAAUCUCAGAUGUCUGCCUCGCAGUCGUGUCAGCAGGAGUGUCGAGAAUCUGUAUGUCAGCAGGUGUGUCAGUCUCGCCAGAUAUCCGAACAGUCCAAGACAGUCAAUCGCAUAAUGGUGGACUCAGCAUCUGCAGCUUUCGAACAAGAUGGCAUCGAUACGGUCAAUCGUGCUGCGGAUGUGCCAACGGCACCACCCCAAAUCGCGUCUCCGAUUCCACACCCACGCCCAUUUACCCCUUCACUCAUCAAUAAACCUGCCCCCAUCAUACCCUAUUACCAGCAAAACCUGGCUAUCUCUGAGUUUGAUCCCCAUAUGGGGGAGAUUUUUGAUCCCAAAUUGCGUACGCCUUCGCCCUGUUUGCGGGAGAAGAGCCCCGCUCAGGGUCCCCCACCCAAUCCCCUGCGUAUUCAUGCACCCCGCUUACGUGAGUCCGGCGAGCAGUACGAAAUGCCACCGGGCACCGGAUACACGAGUGCUCAAGUACAGGCACAGAGUGUGUAUCAGCAGAAACCGGAGAUGGUGGAGUGCCAGAGAAUCGGUGAUUCACUCCACCAGACUCGUACCAAUGAAGCUUCCCUCAAUCGAUCCUUGCACGCUGAACAAGAAAGUGCCAGUGCUACCCAAGUGGGCAAUACUUUCAUCCAGAAGCGCUCGCGUGUAGUUGAGGAGUUUGAACGCACCCAGACCGCCAAGACGGUGGAGACGUUCAAGAGUGGGGCAGGUGAGAUCGUGUCGAAGAUCACGGAGGACGAAAUGCCACCAAAGGGUAUUGUGGCAAAUCAGACCAGGCGCUUCUCGCAGGAAGUCGCCCCGCCCAAGAUUACCUUUCCGGCAAGUAUCCCUUUGGCGCCCAUGCAAUUUCCUCUAGGCAACACAGCACCCUCUAAUCCCGUGGCUCCACCACCUGGCUUCAACCUAAAAUCCUCUAAUGCCCCAUCAGCAUUCGCAUCAUCCAUUCAGGCUGCUAAAAACUCUGUGCAAUCAUCACUGCAGAAUGCCAAUUUUGGCGCCAAGAGCACUCUUGCUUUCACUAACAUACAGCCCAAAGUAGAUGCUGCCAAGCCCGCUUCUGGCCCCACUGCUUUCAAACCGCUAAAGCCGCCGACACCGCCGCCAACUAACAAUUGCCCCAGUACUGCCAUGAGUGACCCCUCCCCUGAUGCCAGUGCAGGUCCGAAUAGAGGGGGUGCCGCCGGAGUGACCUCUGCACCGAAACGUGGCCGUGGUGUACUCAACAAGGCCGUCGGUCCAGGUGGACGCAUCCCGCAGUGUGGUUGCUGCAAUUCUCAUAUCAGGGGUCCCUUUAUCACGGCCCUUGGUCGAAUCUGGUGCCCUGAUCACUUCAUUUGCGUGAACGCUGAGUGCCGCCGUCCUUUGGCGGACAUUGGGUUCGUAGAGGAAAAGGGUAACCUCUACUGCGAGUACUGCUUCGAAAAGUACAUUGCACCAUCAUGCAGCAAAUGUGGCGCCAAAAUUAAGGGUGACUGUCUCAAUGCCAUUGGCAAGCAUUUCCAUCCGGAAUGCUUUACAUGUGCCUACUGUGGAAAGUUAUUUGGCAACAGCCCAUUUUUCCUGGAAGAGGGAAAUCCCUACUGCGAGGCUGACUGGAAUGAGUUGUUCACCACCAAGUGCUUCGCUUGUGGGUUCCCCGUGGAGGCUGGAGACAGAUGGGUCGAGGCUCUGUCCCACAAUUACCACAGCCAGUGCUUCAAUUGCACCACUUGCAAGAAGAAUCUCGAGGGCCAGAGUUUCUUUGCCAAGGGAGGACGUCCCUAUUGCAAAAAUCAUGCCCGCUAAAUUGUCGCCAGCUUUUCUGGGAUGGGAGGAGUAUAAUCUGCAAGAAACUUCCCGCUCUCAGACAAAAUACUAAUCUUAGCCAAUACACCCCGAGAGAGUCAUCUGGAAACUUUACAAAUGUCACCUAGCCGAGACACACUUUUGUCUCCCUCUCAGAGCAAAACUUUAGUACACAGAAAUCGCUGAAGAGGAGGAAAAAAAUUACAUGAAUUAUUUAAAUACAAUUUGCUUUAUACAUUUUUAAUUUGAAAAGAUGAAGAAAAAAAAGAGUUAAAAAAGUGUAAAUCGUCGAUAAGAAUGAAAUUCUUCAAUUUACCGUAGAUGUAAUGUUUUAAAAGCGAGGAAUAAGCAUAAUUUACAAAUUAUUUUAUUCACAUGAAAGGAAAAAAAAGCUAUCAAAACGACAAAAGGAUGUAUUUAUGAUUUGAAUAUAGUAAAAUAUUAUUAUAAUUAUUAUUUAGAGAAAAAAAAACUGUUGAAAAUGCAGUAAAAGUAAUAUUUUCACAGGUUGCCAGUGGUGUGAUAGGACAAUAAAAAGAAAUUUAAGUAAAAUAAAUUGAAUUGAAAGCACAAAAUUGGGAAUACAGGAAACAAUCACAAAUGUGCGGAAAAUCAGAGAGAAAUGAGAUGAAAAAUCAAUAUUUAUCUGUAACAUUUUGUUCAUUUCUUCUUUCUGUUAACUAUCAUAUUUUUUUGUGUAAAUGAAAAUUUGUAAUUUGUGUGAAGAAUAAAGGACUAUAUAAAAAUAAAA